AAAUGCAGAACGAGGAAGGAAGGGUGUGGACGCAUUGUCCAACUGUGGCGAACCGAAAAAGUCGUCGUUUUCGCUGAUAUGAAAGUGGAUAUUUAGCCAGGCCUGCACUGAACCGUGGACAUGGAGAAGAUGGCGGCGUUAUGGCUUCUGUUUGCGGGGCUGAAUUUCGCUCUGGCCGCAGAUAUACCGCAAUACUUCAUGAAGGGCGGCAAACUGACGCUGGAAUUGAGGCCUCCAUCUUCUGAACCGAUCAGCUACAUCCUGUGGAAGUUCCAGGGUAACCUGCUGGGUGAAUGGGUGAAAGAUAAGGUUGAUUUGACCUAUUACAGCACCUUUCAGGGCCGCACAACCCUGGACACAAACACUGGACGUCUGGAAAUCAGCAGCAUGACUAAAGCUGACGUUGGGUUGUAUUCAGUGGAGAUCAACAACAAGCUCCAGCCUGAUCAAUAUAAGGCUGUGAUAAUCAAAGCAGUCCCCAAGCCUGAGGUAGUAAUAAGACCCUUGAUAUGUGGCUCUACCCCGGAGAGCUGUACUGCGACCUGUGACGGAGACACCACAGAAGCUGGACCCGUCACCUACAGCUGGAAGAUGGGAGACGGAGAGUGGAAGGAGUCGGGGAAGAACAUGGACAUCACCAAGGCUGACACUGCGGAUGUGAAGACCUUCUCCUGCCAGGUUAAGAACCCACUCGGUGAGAAAGAAAGUGAACGCAAAGACAACCCGCUCUUCGGGAAGGACGCGCCUGACGGCCUCGGUGCUGGGAGGAUUGUGGGUAUCUUUGUCGGUGUGGUCAUCGGGGCUACGGCUGUUGCGGCUGCGGGGACGGGUGCGGCGUGGUAUCUGAAGAAAGGCCCCUUCGAGAAUCGAGGCAGCACUAGCCCUGAUGCUGCAGCUGGACAGCCACUUAAUGCUAACGGCACUCCAGACGAGGCCCCUAGAGCUGAAAAUCGAGAGCAACCUAAUGACACUGCAGCUGAGGGAGUUCCUCUCGAGACUCCAGCAGACCCAAGCGCUAACGGAGACCAAAUCCCAUGAAGUACUGGAGCUAUAUUCCCCAUGGAGACACCAUCAGAUUUGUCCUCAGACUGCUUUUACUGCAUACAUGUCAAGACAACAUUCAUGUUUUUAUUAGCACUCAAGCUGUGUGCAUCAUCAACUGUUACUGACAGCAGAUUUUCACACUGCUGUCCCAAAGCAGUGAAGCUGGUCUGACAACAGACACAUGGUGUAUUUGUGUGUAGGUAUUUGCUCAUGGGAGCUGGGCGGUGUAGAACAAAAGUAAUUAGGAGAUAUAAAAGAAGGGAAGAUAGAUUUAUUCAGUGCCAAUUCAGCUACAUUUCAGCCCUCAAUUCAUAGGACAAACACACAUGAUCCAAAAAAUAUACGCCCAGCUCUGAUAAAGCCAUGCUUUAUUAUUUUUAUUGUUUUGCUAGUGACCAGGGUGGACUGCAGGAAAUACAUAUGAGGAAGUGUAAUACUCUUAAGAGAUGAUGAGCUCAAGCUGAAAAAAAAUGCUGAUGGAGGUUGGAGACUAACUGAAUGUGCCUUGUGUAAACAUACUGGGCUUUUGAGACCAGCAACAGAAGCGAAAAGAUGAUGACUUUUAAGUGCAUGGUCAAGGUUGAUGCAGCAACUCAUUUGGACCAUCUGUAUUUAUGAUAUGAAUAAUCUGAAACAGUCUGCUUAAAGUUGUUUGGUAAUCAUAUGUUUUUAUACAGUGUUUUCUGUAAUUUGUGCUCUUUUUAGCUUUUAUCUGUGUUUUUAUCCUCCUUUUCUUCAGUCAAGUAUCUUCCUGUUUGCACUUCAUGAAUAAGGUAAAGAUGAGGAAAACAAGCUUUUAAUGUCGCUGGUUUUUAAUUUAUUUUAUUAGGCUUUUUAAAGAUGGAGUGCCUUUUAAAUAAAUCUGUGGCUCUACUACGGAGACUGUACAUAUCUUUUAUUUCUCUUAUUCAGUGAUCAAACAAGGAAACAAAAAACAUGAGGAAAAGGGGUACAUGUACAUUUGAAUUUAUAAAAAAAAUGUUUUUCAGGCAGUAGUUCAGUUUCAUUUCAUGCUCAUACCGGUGUACAUUUGCAUUUAUGGAUUCAAAACUUAGCAAAUAAAAUGUGAAGAUUUAAAGUAAAAACACGACGUCCAUCCACAUCUUUUUAUUUUCAUAUAACAAAAAUAACAACUACUGUGUGUAGAUUAAUUUCAGUCCCACACGACUUUUUAAAAACGUAGAAUUAAACAUGAAAACCAAAAAUGCGUUUCCUGCAGAAACUGCGUGUGAAUGUCGACAGCUGAAUUUAAUUCAAAAGCAUCGCUGAAAAUGCAGGAAUGUAAAACAAAUUACCUGACAGAUCUGAAAAUCAAGAAGCUGAACUGCAUUAAAUGAAUAAGGUAGGAGCUGAAAUACAUCAUAACGAUGGUCGAAGAGCAAAACCUCCUAUCUGAAAAAUGCACACUGUUAUUAUGUGUCACAAUACCGACAAUACCUCACAAAAUGCAGGUAGGAGGUUUCCCCACUUUUCCUGGGUCAUUCUGCAGAUGGGAGGUUUUGCACUUUGGCCAAAAGGUUUGUCCUGUUAAAUGCAUUCGUAGAAUUAAAGUAGAAGUGUUUCUGUGCCAGUAUUAGAGGAUUCAGGAUUCAUACUUCACUUGUUGCACUGCGGACAGAAUAUUUGUCAGAACUUUCCAAUUUAUGUUCUCAAAGUGAUCGCUGCAGUGGUGCGACGAGAAGCUGCAGGGCAAUGUAUUAUAUGUCUAAGAAUGUUGUUACUGCUUUUGUCGUACUUUAUUUUGCUGCCAUUAAACAACACAUUUGCCAUAAACAAGCUCCACAAUUUCAAACAGAAAAGCAGAAAUCUUGUAAUUCUCCUGAGCUUACACAAACAUGUCAAAUCAGUGGUUCAGUCCUGCUCUCAUCAUCGCAAAGACAUUAAAAUAUGAGACCAUUUCUUCCCACCCAACAUCUGGAGACUCUUAUCUAUCUUCAUGACUACAUUAGAUUAUAUAAUAGUAUCACUGUGUAAUUCCCUGCUCUCUAAGAAAACAUCCCUCUUCGCCUUUAGCUUAUCUAAAAUUCUGCUACUAGGAUUUUGACUCAGUUAGGAAACCACACCUCACAGAUCCUGGCUUCCUUCACUAGAGUAGAUUUUAAGCUGUUACUAAUUACUUACAAAGCCCUCAGAGGCCUCGUGCCAAGUUAUCCGAUCUGUUAUUGUCCCUUCUCCCACCCUGAGAUUAAUUUACAAAAGUAAUACAGCCUUUGUUGUCAGAGUUCCUAGACGUCAGUCAGAGUUGCAAACUCUGUCUCGUCUUUAAAUCACUUUUAAAAAGCCACUUUUUAUGAAUUCCUUUUGGGUGAUUUCACUUAUGUUUUAUGACAUUGACGUGCAAAGUGUUUGGCUCUCUUGUGGUCUGUUUUUAUUGUAAAGCACUUAAACUGUGUUUUGAAAGGUGCAAUGAAUAAAGUACAAUAUUAUUAA
Molecule: messenger RNA, 3474 nt
Organism: Epinephelus lanceolatus (giant grouper)
Lineage: Eukaryota; Metazoa; Chordata; Actinopteri; Perciformes; Serranidae
Product: SLAM family member 9-like
Cellular component (GO): membrane
Source: RefSeq, a predicted model, not a curated record